This is a messenger RNA of Bubalus bubalis (water buffalo), 775 nucleotides long. RefSeq names its product RNA polymerase II subunit A C-terminal domain phosphatase SSU72-like. The record is from RefSeq and is a predicted model, not a curated record. Gene Ontology annotation, biological process: termination of RNA polymerase II transcription. Lineage: Eukaryota; Metazoa; Chordata; Mammalia; Artiodactyla; Bovidae. Gene Ontology annotation, molecular function: RNA polymerase II CTD heptapeptide repeat phosphatase activity. The transcript has a single exon. Gene Ontology annotation, cellular component: mRNA cleavage and polyadenylation specificity factor complex; nucleus.
GCCCAGCAAUCUGGGCUUGUGCGAGGAGCCUGCCAGGACACGUUAUACGUGCCCGCGCCGUAAGUCCUGACACUCUAUGUUGCCGCUGCUGCAGCUUCCACUUCAGGGCGUCGAGGCCACCAUCUUGCUUUUAUGGAAGCAGCAGGAGUCCAGACGCGAAAGUUCUGAGCUGGGAGUCUUGGUGAGUGAAGCCACAGUCAUGCCAUCUUUGUCACUGCGCCUCACUGUGGUAUGCUGGAACAACCAGAACCGGAGCAUGGAGGUGCACGACAUCCUUAGCAAAUGAGGAUUCAGUGUCCGGUCCUGAAGAACAGGAACAAACGUGAAGCUUUCAGGACCAGCACGCGACAGGCCAAACAUUUAUGAUUUCAGAACCACGUAUGACGAGAUGUACAAAGACCUUCUUAGGAAAGACAAAGAACUCUAUAUGCAGAAUGGCGUUUUAUGGAUGCUGGAAAGAAAUAAGAGUAUCAAGCCCAGGCCAGAGAGGUUCCAGGACUGCAAAGAUCCUUUUGACCUCAUCCUCUCCUGGGAAGAGCGAGUGUAUGACCAGGUACUGGAAGAUAUGAAUUCCGGGGAGCAGGAGACCUGCCAGCCUGUGCAUGUGAUCAACGUGGACACCCACAAAGAGGCUACGCUGGGAGCAUUCCUCAUCUGCGACCUGUGCCAGUGCAUCCAGCUCAUGGGGGACAUGGAGGACGGGAUCGGCAAGCUGCUGCAGGUGUUCAAGGAAACGAGUGGCAGGAGCUUCCUGCACACCGUCUGCUUCUACUGA